Messenger RNA from Bactrocera latifrons, 1813 nucleotides. RefSeq lists its product as uncharacterized. The transcript has 6 exons. The record is from RefSeq and is a predicted model, not a curated record. Lineage: Eukaryota; Metazoa; Arthropoda; Insecta; Diptera; Tephritidae. Bases 521 to 1615 code for a protein of 364 amino acids.
AAGCAGGCGAACAGGCAGUGUCGCUCGCUUAGUCAGAAAACAGCGCUACCACCAUCACUCAACAGACCGCUGUAGUCUGUAGUCGUCGGUGACGUCGGCAGAUGAAACGAACGACGACUGUAUCAUAUCAGUGCUCACGAACUUAGGCGCGCUGCUGGGCUAAGCGAAUCUCCAGAACCACCACCGGCCACCAUACUUUCAACGCGUUGGCUGAUCAAAGUGUGGAUUUGAACUUAGAAUCAACAGGCCAUACAGUGGGUGGAAAAGAAUAAUUUCAUACAUUUUUUUUAUCGGCAUGGUGCUGCGUUGACUUUAAGGGAUUCUCAUGUGUAUAUAAAAAUGACAAACAUAAUCGUUUCUCAGAAGUACUGUCUUAAUGUUUUGGUGUCUCAAUUAAUUUAAAACAAAAUUGUGUUCCUAAAAAGGAAAACAAAAAAAUCAAAAAAGAAUCAUCUCUGGAUAAUAUAAAAAUAACAUUAAAAGUACUCAGCUGACUUCAUAAGUUCUCUUAAAAUUUAAAAUGGGACGAAAGAGCAAAGCAAGGGCAAAAGGCAAACAAAUCGCAUCUGCCAGGGAAAGACAGAUUGCCCAAAGGUCAAGGCUACUUAUGCAAGGCCAUGUUACAGAACUCGUUAUCAGACACCAUUCGCAUGAUUUAAAUUCGGAAGGCCCGUCAACAAGUCGCACUAUUCGAAAACCUAAGCCUACUGGGAUGGGAUUCUUUUAUCUAGACCUUAAAGGCGCAUUCGCAGACGCCUUUUAUAGCGACAACACAGUGAAUGUCCCGAAGUUAGGGAAUAUUUUCAAGGCGGAGAAUUUUGAAGCAAACGUAGAACCCAUUCCGAAAAUUGGCAACAACACCAAAACUGAUAUAGAGGAAACGUUAAUUAUUUUGAAAGUCUGCCAACUGCGUGCACAAAUUGUAAAAAUAGAAGAAGAAAAAAAAAUUAGAUUAGCUGGAAAUGCUGUAAGCCCACACACACGCGCUAAGCUUUCGAAAUUAGAUUAUGUACAGGAAGGCAUACGAAGAGACAUCCGUACAAUGAGAGCGCAACUCAGGAGUAUGCGCCAAACCGGCUUAGAACAGCUAAGUGGCAGCGAAAAGAAUUCGGAUUGCUUCGUAAUUGUAGAUGAACAUGGUGAAAACAUAUCGGAAGAAGGGGCAGCUGUGAAAUUCAGGGAGCCCAACAAAAUGCACGAACUAAUUAAAAGGGAGUUUAGAGCAGCUUUUUAUGAGAACAUGGCUGCCCAUCUGGAGGGUGUUUACCCAUGGCAAGGCGUCGGCGCGAAAAUGGUAAAUUGUUCGUCGUCACAACGUGUAGUUGAGGACCAUGCUGAUAUAUUGGCGAGAGCUAUAAAAGUAAUAGAAUCGCGUAUAUUGGACUGUGACAACGGCAAAGCGGUCAACUUGAAAGAUGAAAAAGAAAAUUAUUACCCACAAUUGGAUGGUCUUUAUCCAACUUCCUCUACUAGAUGCGAAAAUAUUGAAGAUUUGGACGAAAGCUUUUUCUUAGACUCUCCAACUUCUUUAAGAGAUAGUUGCAUUAUCAUAAAUUCAGACGGUGAAAAGAUGUGCAAACAGGAGUUUGAGAAAUUUUUUACAAGAGAGUCAUGAUAGGCCAUAUUGAGUACGCAAUUUAUUGCGAAGUCAACAUUAAGUCGAUAAGAGACCGGUUAAUUUACAAAUAACAAUGUUGAUUAAAAAAUUCUGAAUGACACAAAUGUGAAAAUUAUAUUUAAAUGUUCUAAAAAUAGAAGAUACUAUAUUGCCAAUUUUUAAAUAAACGAGAGAUUUAUGUGUGGUUUUAAUGGU